AUGUAUAGUAGCAAUAAUAAUAAUAAUUAUAAUAUUAUGUUUACAAAUACAAAAAUGAUGAGAUUAAUUAGUAUAUUAUUAAUUUCAUUUUUAUUAAAUAUUGUGAAAAGUCAAGUUUAUGACCAAAGGGUUUUGGCUUUAAAAGGUCUAUGUUAUUUGGAUUUAAACCAGAAUUCACUACACGAUCCCGGAGAACCAGGUUUUGACGGUGUCAAAAUUACUUUAAAUAAUGUAACAGAUAACAAAGGAAAUCCAUAUCCAGAAAGAUUUUCUGGUCCAAAUGGUGUGUUCAUUUAUGACGGUUUAACACAGCGUACUGUUUAUAUAUUCAGAUUCUCUAAUCCAGAUGGCUAUUAUUUUGAAGAUUAUAAUAAAACCUUAUCUUGCCCACCAGGUAUUCCAUGUAUUCGUUCAACUACUCCAGAAGAUGGUCUUUCAGCAGAUCUUGUAAUUGAAAAUACUUAUGCAUAUAAUAUUCCACUACUCAAGAAGGAUGGUGUAUUAGCAAACCAAUCAAUUUUAAGUGUCAAAAUUACUGUUGAUUUGGGUGUUGUACCAACACAACCACCAACACAACCACCAACCCAACCACCAACCCAACCACCAACUCGACCACCAACCCAACCACCAACCCAACCACCAACCCAACCACCAACCCAACCACCAACCCAACCACCAACCCAACCACCAACCCAACCACCAACCCAACCACCAACACAACCACCAACUCGACCACCAACACCACCACCAACCCAACCACCAACACCACCACCAAAAACUGGUGUAGCUAUAGCCGGUAGUCUCUUUACUGAUGCCGAUGGCAAUGGUAAAAUGGAUAAUAAGGAAGUAUGGUCAUAUGGUGUAACACUUGGAUUAUACAAUAUCAACGAUAAAUCAAGAGCACUUGACGUUAAUGGCAAUGUUGUUCCAAAUAGUAUUACUGGACCUGAUGGUCGUUAUUCAUUUGAAAAUGUUGCCGAUGGUGAAUAUUGUUUAAUGAUUGUAGGACCAGGAUACGUUAAUCCAGGUUGCGUCGGCGAUUUAGUUAUUAAAAAGAGUAAUAUGCCACCAUCUCAACCAGGUGACGGAGUUUCAUCUCCAAAUGUUCUUAAAACUGGUUCAUAUGCAGUUUUCCCAAGUGGUAAUUUUGGUGGUAGUGGUGUUAUUUACUCUGACCAAGAUUUCAACAAUUACUUUUCACCAUCAGACACCCCAAUCUCUGGUAUUAUUGUCAAUGUUUAUCUUCCAGUUUAUGGUGAUCUUUUAACCAGUGUUGUAACCGAUGCCAAUGGUAGAUUCUCAUUUACUGGUCUUCCAGUAGGUUUCCCACUUAGAGUAGAAUUUGUCAUUCCAACCGAUUAUGUAUCAACUGGUGGUUCUUUAGUUAAAUUUAUAACAGCUGGCCAAUCGACAGACUUCAACAUUGGUUUAGCUCUUAAAUCAUUAACUGAUCCAAAUGCUGGUCCAAUGAAUCCAAUGUCCUUCGUUACUACUACUUUUGUUAAAGGUCAAUACAAUGGCAGAAACAAAGAUCAUCCAGUUGUUGUCGAAAUUUCUAAAGAAGCCACAGGCAAAGGUUAUCAAGAUAAAAGCGCAAACAACUAUAUGAAAACUUUAGCUACACACAAAGAUGUUGGUUCAGUUCAUGGUGUUGCUUAUGAUCCAUUUACUGGUGCUAGAUUUGUUUCAUCAUACCAUAAAUCCAAUUCAGAUUUUGGUCCAGCUGGCAGUUGUGCAGUAUAUAAAAUUCGUGAAGGUGUUAUCAAUGUUUGGGCUAACCUUAAUGAAAUCUUAGGAUUUGGUGUUUGUGGUGGCUACAAUCAUUAUUUUGAUUUUAGAGAAACUACUACUGCUGGUCCAGUUGUCGGUAAAGUAAGUUUAGGUCAAAUGACAUACAACAACAAAAAUCUUUAUGUCACCAAUCUUGCUAAAAAUGAAAUUCUUCGUAUUCCAACUGAUGAUACACCAACUUCAAGUAAUAUCAAGAGAUACCAAGUUCCAAAUCCAGGAUGUAGCACUGAAUCAGAUUGGCACAUUUUCCCAGUUACAAUUCAUCAAGAUCAGCUUUACACUGGUGGUGUUUGUUCUGGCGAAAAAGGUAGUAGACUUUCAACAUAUAUUCUUAAAUAUUCACCAGAUACUGAUUCGUUCUCGCCUGUAUUGUUCUUUACCUUAAAUUAUCCAAGAGGUUGUCGUUUCCUUGAUACUUUUGCAAACUGUAUCUCAUCAAUUUGGAGACCAUGGUCAAAUACUGAAAACCCACAACCAAUGCUUUCAACUAUUAUUUUCGAUGAUGAAGGUCACCUUGUAAUGACAUUCAAAGAUCGUUCUGGUGAUAUUUCAACACAAGCUGUUGUUUCUUCCCCAGAAAUUUUAAUGGCAUGUUUGGGUUCAGAUGGUUUAUUCUAUUUAGAAAGCAAUGGUAAAUGUGGUGGAUAUGUUGGUUCUGGCGUUAAUCAAAAAUCACUCUCUGGUGUCUCAUAUGGUCCAGGUGGUGGUAAUUUCUUUAAUACUCGUGUCGCUAACCUCUAUGAUUAUGCUUCAGCAUUUGGUGCUUCUAGAGCUGGUCCAGAUAUGCUUGUUGCUACUGGUUUCUCUUUCUAUAGUCCAUUUGAAGGUUCUCUUCGUUGGUAUAAUGCAUCAAAUGGUCAAAUUAUUAAGGGUUUUUCAAUUUAUAGCAGCAGUGAUUCUGCAGAUUUUGGAAAUCAAAAUGGUCUUGGUGAUAUUACUGGUGUAUAUGGAAAAUCAAUUCCACAAUAUCGUUCUGGUAGAAUUUGGAUCGAUAAUAAUGGUAAUGGUAUUCAAGAUGCCGGUGAACCAGGUAUGGCCAAUAUUCCUGUCUACUUAGUUUCAAAUGGCUCUCAAACCCCAAUGGGUACAGACUUAUCUGAUGUUAAUGGUGUUUUCUCAUUUGAAACUCAAUUAAAGAGAAAUUAUUACUGUACUAUUCGUUCAGAAGAUUUACCACAAGGAUACACAAUCUCCCCAAAGAAUGUUUUCCCAGCACGUCCACGUAUUAAUUGCGAUGGUGUUAAAUAUAAUUCAAUUUAUAUUUCAAGCUUUUCAACAUCAGAAUAUGGUGGUUAUUAUUUCUCUGGUUGCAAUUUCGGUUUCAUUCCACCAAAAUAAAUAAUACCAUUUUUUUUAAAUAUUAAUACCAAUAGUUACAUAUAUAAAAAAAUAAAAUAAAUAAAUAAUUAGUUUUUUUUUACAAAAUAAAAUUUUUUAUUAAAUUAUAAAAAUAUACCUUUAAUCUUAAUUUUAAUCUUUUUUUAUUUAGUAAAUAAAAUCAUCAAAAAUAAAAUUU
Messenger RNA from Dictyostelium purpureum, 3307 nucleotides. RefSeq lists its product as uncharacterized. NCBI's taxonomy places the organism in Eukaryota, Evosea, Eumycetozoa, Dictyosteliales, Dictyosteliaceae. The coding region runs from base 1 to 3129 and encodes 1042 amino acids. The record is from RefSeq and is a predicted model, not a curated record. The transcript has 2 exons.